Messenger RNA from Gastrolobium bilobum, 873 nucleotides. Its product is annotated as protein AE7-like 1. The transcript is spliced from 5 exons. Bases 29 to 505 code for a protein of 158 amino acids. The record is from RefSeq and is a predicted model, not a curated record. Lineage: Eukaryota; Viridiplantae; Streptophyta; Magnoliopsida; Fabales; Fabaceae. Gene Ontology annotation, biological process: iron-sulfur cluster assembly.
GCGUGUGGAAGAGUGAGAGUGGAAAGCGAUGACGCUGGGUCUAAUCAACGCGAACCCUGUGGUUCACGCCAAGAAAGAGAGGAUCGCUCGAUCCGAAGAUCCCCACGCCGACGAUGCCGUUGAUCCCCUCGAUAUUUAUGAUUUCGUGAGGGAUAUUAGGGAUCCCGAACAUCCUUAUUCCUUGGAACAGCUCAGUGUUCUCUCCGAGGAAUCAAUCACUGUCGACGACAAAUUAGGCCGGAUUCUGAUAACUUUUACGCCGACCGUGCAGCACUGCAGCAUGGCCACGGUUAUUGGUCUUUGUCUGAGGGUUAAACUAAAGCACUGCUUCCCUCCUCAUUACAAAUCCUCUUUGCAGGUGGACAUCAAAGUGUCUCCGGGAUCUCAUGCUGAUGAAGAAUCGGUCAACAAGCAGUUAAAUGAUAAAGAAAGAGUUGCUGCUGCCAUGGAGAAUCCCAACCUCCGCCAGCUUGUGGAUGAGUGCAUCUACUCCAAUGAACUGUGAACAUAUGCCUGCAUAAUAACUACUGCAAAGGGCAUUCGCAGCUGAUGAAUGCAAUGUAAACCAAAAAAGUCAUUAUGUCUUCGGAAAUCACUCGAAUGGGAUUUACCUGUCCAGAAGCUUUAGCUAUUUGAUUUUCAUAGGAUGUAGUUUCUCCCCUCCCCUUCCCAACCCCACAUCGUGUUUAGCGUGUGGAAUGUAUGUAAAUUAAGCUAGACAUCAUUAUGUCAUAUUUUUGUACCUUUAACUAUAGAUAAUGCAUCAGUAUCUUAAUGGUUUGACCCGGCCCUCAUACUCAAUAGUUCAUGCUUCAUGCCAUGCCAUUUAAUUUGUUUGGAUGGAAAGUAAGCUCAUUCCUUUUAUGUGUGACA